UGCAUUUAUAAUUUUAACGUGUGAUCUGAAAUAUAUAUUUCUUAAGUAAAAUCGAUUAUCAAUUAAUAAAAUAUUGAUUACUUUCUUAUUGUGAUUUUCUCAUCAUUUAAAUAAUGAACAGUUUUCAAACAUAUAACGUGUCGACGCCUGCUUUUGUAACCAAUAUUCGCAUACCGAGUGAACAGGUAUUAGAAUCGUUGGGAUUCUUGUUUACUAAACACCAGAAUUACAGCCACACGAGAAUUGUUUAUAAAGUUUGCGAUGACCAAAUGGCCACUAAUUAUCAUCAAAACCGCAGACCAUUACCACCAGAAAACACGCCAUCAUUACUGCUGUCCAGAGAGGAAAACGAUGUAGUCUUCAGCCUAUUGGGCAAGAAGUGUGCCACACUAUCGACAUCAGUGGUGCAGCUGUUGCUGACGGAGGCGCCCCAUCACGCGAAAUGGCAGAUCCGGUGCACAGGAGUGGUCUGUUUCGUCAAAGACAACCCCAAGAGAUCCUACUUUAUAAGGGUUUACGACUUCGAUAGACAGCAAUUGGUUUGGGAGCAGGAGUUGUAUAACACGUUUCAGUACAACACUCCCCGAGAGUUCUUCCAUACAUUCGAGGCUCACGACUGUAUGGCUGGUCUGAACUUCGCCAACGAUCGGGAAGCCAAGCAAUUCAAGGAUGCAAUCCAUGGGAAGUUGAAUGAAAGACAGAGAAGACAAGAGAAACGACUGCAGAACAGCCAACAGCACAACACCCCACAGCCGACGCUCACCGGAGUUACGGUGCCGGCGGCCACCGCUAAUCGCUCGCAAUCGUUGAGUUCGCUGCAGAGUCAGCCCAAGAAAGGCAAGAAAGACAAGAAGAAGGAUAGAAAGCUGACCAAAGACCAGAUCGGCGCGCCCUCCAACUUCCAGCACAUCCAACACAUCGGAUGGAAUCCCAGCACUGGCUUCGACUUAGAGAAUGUUGACCCAAAGCUCCGGCGCUUCUUCCAAGAGGCCGGCAUUUCGGAGGAGCAGCUCAAGGAUCGGGACACUCGCGACUUCAUCUACGACUUCCUCGAGCAAAACGGCGGUAUUCAGGCCGCGCUCCAAGAGGUGAAAAGCGUGCCUCCUAUACCGUCGGUGCCGCCGAUCGCCUCUAUGCCGCCACAACAGCCCAAACACCACAACAAUCAGCGCAAUCAUCCGCCGCAACACUCGGGUCACAACGUCUCGGACUCGCCAUCGAUCCCAACGCACGCACCGCCGCCGCCCCCGUCCUCGUCAUCCUAUUUGCACAGUCGGUCGCCACACAAACCAUACGCCCCGUCGAUUCCGAUACCAUCGAUGCCCAUCUCAGCUCCACCACCACCACCGCCGCCAAUGGCAGCCUCUCCACCGAUGCCCAGCUCUGCACCGCCGCCCCCACCACCCCCUCCACCCAUGCCGUUUACCGGAGCACCCGUACCGCCCCCACCACCGCCGAUGUCUGGGCCUCCUAUGCCGCCGGCGGCUAGUCUGCCGCCCGUAACGGACAGCAGGUCGGCACUCAUGGACCAGAUCCGACGGGGAAACCAGUUGAAGCACGUGGAGGCCGACUCGGACUCCAACAAAAGCAACACAUCCAACAGCGACGACCCCCGCAAUGCGCUGCUAAAUCAAAUUAAACAGGGAGUGGGUCUGAGGCCAGUGGAUGACCGGCCCCUCAAACCCCUCCCAAAGAGUACGGACGAGGCGGGCGGCCUGAAGGAGGCGCUCAUGCGAGCCAUGAACGAGAGGAACCGGGCGAUCAAUCACACGGAUGAGAGCGACGGCGACUCUGGCGGCGCCAGCGAUGGUGACGAAUGGGACGACUAGUCCUGUGUUAGAGGACAGUCGAGAGUAUUAAAAGAAACUAUUUUUUUAUCGUAUGAUUAAUGGAUUCGCGACUUAUAUCUGACACGAGAAAAGCGUCGUUCAAAACGUAUUGAGAAAAUAAUUUAUUAUUAAAAACCAAAGUUUUGCUUUCAUUUGAGUACAACUUUUGAGUUCAACUAUUUUGUCGGACAGUUUUUCACUUUACAUUCAGUCCCAAGCAA
This is a messenger RNA of Oppiella nova, 2050 nucleotides long. The record is from the annotation of a GenBank genome assembly. Lineage: Eukaryota; Metazoa; Arthropoda; Arachnida; Sarcoptiformes; Oppiidae.